AUGGAGCAUCUGCUUAAGCUGCACAACGAAGGGAAGGACAUCGAGCGACUGUUCUGCAUCUUGAAACUGCCGGUCCUACACCGGCCUGCGGAAUACAAAUUUAUGGAAGAGUACUGCAGUGUUUGGACACCUCAGAGGAAGCGCGAGCUGGUUAUCGCCAGCUGCUUAAUACCAAAGUUUAAGCUGUCAUGGAUUCCCGACAGUUCUAUGCGAGACCAGGCGACCAUGAACGUAAGAACAGAACUGGCUGCAGUGACCCAACCAGCCAGGGCAGAUGUCGCCGCCUCGUCGGCGCCUGAAGAUUUCUUCUCGUUCGGGCUCCAAACCCUCCCAGCCGAGACACAGGAUGAGCUGUCGAGGUACCUGCUGGUACCAGGAGAAAGACACCACUCCUUAAGCCGGCAGUUCAGGGUGGAACACUCAACUGUCAACCAGCUCAUAGAAGAGACAUGUGUGGUCAUCUACCUGGAGCUGAAAGACGAGUUCUUGAAGUCUCCCAAGGUUUGUGAAGAUUGUUUUAACCGCAAAAGGAUCAAAAGGGACUACAUUCGUGGAAGUAGCGAGGCCAUUCCGAAUUUUGCCGAUGCAAGCGCUGACAACCAGGAUGAAGGCAGUCAAGUCGCUGCAAUCCGGUCACUUGGUGCGGAGCUGGAAGCAUUGGGCGACCUUCCAUUCGCCGCUGUCCUGCAGGAUGUGCAGGCUCCUCUGAUCAAGACUAAGGCGGGUCUUGCUCCAGCGGACUCUCCACUGACCUACCAGCAGUCGGGCAGGUGGCUUGCGCUGCUGUCGCAUUUUGCCAAAGUUGAAUACACUGGGGCAGGCGUCUCAGUGUGGGUUUGCGUAGUGUUCGCCAUGAUGACCUUGUCGCUGUUCUCCACGGGCCUGGACCGCUUCUACGAGCAACAGUGGGCUACGUACAAAAACGUCACGCUGGGAAGAAAGCGCUUUCGCUGCGGCUUUUACGUCGAACACUUCCUCGCUCAUGCCUGGGAGUACUUCGAAAACCUGCUGGGAAAAGGCUCCUCUUCGCCCCCCGGCCGCCAGGCUUCUCGCGUGGUGACCGCCUUCUGGUGGCUGGCCGUCACUGUGCUGGUGUUCGCGUUCGCCGGCCAGAUGCGCGCCUGUCUCAUGGUCAAGUCCCAGGAGGCCGUGAUCCGCAACAUACGGGACCUAGCGCAACGCUCUUCCGUCCGGCCUUACACGCUGGCCGGAAGCAUUCUCACCGCCAUGCUCAGGGAUUCCCGUAACCCGGCGUACCAGAAGGUGUUCGAGCGGAUCAUGCGCUAUGGCGGGCAGACAGAGCUGCACCGCAUCUACGGGCAGCCGAUACUCGAGCAAGUGGUGCGUGGAAAGGCGGUCGUCAUUGCCGACCGAGGGUCCUUCACAUACAAGGUCUCCAGCACGUGUCGCAACUACACGGACGGCGAGUUCUACAUCGCCGAGGAGCCCAUCCUCAAGUUCCGCUUCGUCAUGUACCUCAGCAAGAAGAUGGACAUGCGCAUGCAGAGAGGCAUCAACCAGAGACUGGUGUGGCUUCGUGAGAUGGGCAUCAUGGAUCGCUGGAUUGCCCAGAUGCUGGGCAACUGGGACCACUGCCGACGUGACAGCAACCGCGUCACCCUGACCUUCGAAGACACCUACGCCAUCUUUGUGAUGUGGGCUCUGCUGGUGACUGCCUCCCUGGCAGCCUUCGGCUUCGAGAAGCUCCGAUACGCCUGCAGUGUCCGAAAGAUCCGCCUGCAUUGACCAAUAAUCAGCACAUUCCUUUAGAGCACACAGUUGCCUAGAGAAAUUACUAGCGUAAACUCUGGAAAUGCAAUUAUUCAGCUAGCAUGCAAAGAAUUGAUGAGAGACAUAGAAUAAUCAAAUGUUUGUGCUUGUGGCUUCAAAUAUUUUUCUAGCAUUACUCAUUGCACUAAUCUUACUGAACUUUAAAAAAAUUGUGCUCUUCUUAAUGGAUGAUGCCAAUAAAGUCCUGUGCACAUGCAUAAUUACAGUAAAUUGUCGCAGUUGUAACUCAAUAUUUUGUUGCAUAAGAUCAAUACAGUAUGCAAAAUCACAGUAAUUUGAAGCAAGAAAGUUAAACUUUAAGAAAAUACAAUUAGUAAGUACGAACCCCACAAAUCCUAAGUCAGCUAGACCGCCUAAAGUGCAGAUUCUACUUGAAGGCAUAAUAAAGUUCCCUCAAGUAAUUUUUGCAGGACACUCUAUACUUUAUGGUA
Molecule: messenger RNA, 2222 nt
Organism: Rhipicephalus sanguineus (brown dog tick)
Lineage: Eukaryota; Metazoa; Arthropoda; Arachnida; Ixodida; Ixodidae
Exons: 11
Coding region: 1-1746 (581 amino acids)
Cellular component (GO): membrane
Molecular function (GO): ligand-gated monoatomic ion channel activity
Source: RefSeq, a predicted model, not a curated record